AUGUCUAAUUCAAAUAGAGAAGUGAAGUUGGAGUUCAUGACGACCGGAACCGUCCGCAUCCGUCCCUCCAUGCGGUCACAGCCAGCCAGCAAAUUCGGCAUUACUCGACGUAUCCGAUCACUCCUCGACAGAGAAUGGACAGAGCCUCUUCCAGUGGGAGCUUUUCUUAUUCGACACCCCGAGGGUCUAUUUCUCAUGGAUACUGGACAAUCACCCUGCUGCAACGACACAGGCUACUACCCAAGACUUGCCUUUUUCAAUGGAUUCUUAAGUCAAUUCGCCAUCGAGCAUCAAGAUGGAGUCCUUGAGCAGCUCCAUCAACGCGGUAUCAAGGCCACAGACCUCAAAGCUGUUAUCUUGAGUCACCUCCACAAUGACCACGCGGGUGGUUUGGAAGAUCUCAUUGCGGAAGCACCAGAUCUACCCAUCUAUGUUAGCCGCGAACAUUGGAAAGCUUUUGGAGAACAUCCUCUAUUCGCGAGUAUGGAAGGCGCCACUCCGAAUCAUUGGCCUGAAGACUUUUCACCCAAGGUCUUUGACCUUCAGGACAAACCCCUGGGACCCUGGAAGCAAUCUUACCCUGUGACAGAAGAUAGGAGGAUUCAAAUUGUGGAUACAUCAGGUCAUGUUCCCGGCCAUGUCAGUCUGGUGGUGUAUGGUGACGAUGGACCGGGAGGGAGCGAGGUCACAUACUUUCUCCCUGGAGAUGCAACCUAUGGAUUGGAUCUUCUGGAUAAGGAGCAGCCUGAUGGAAUCAAUGAUGACCCAUUGCGUGCGCUUGAGACCUUGAAGACUAUCAAGGAGUUCUCUAAACAGACUGAUGUGGUGAUUUUGCCUAGCCAUGAUGUUAACACCCCUCGUUUGCUGGCUGAACAGGUGGUUUAUCGAGCAGGUGACGCACAUGACAGGCAGUGA
Messenger RNA from Penicillium salamii, 915 nucleotides. NCBI's taxonomy places the organism in Eukaryota, Fungi, Ascomycota, Eurotiomycetes, Eurotiales, Aspergillaceae. The record is from the annotation of a GenBank genome assembly.